Messenger RNA from Ilex paraguariensis (yerba mate), 1065 nucleotides. The record is from the annotation of a GenBank genome assembly. Lineage: Eukaryota; Viridiplantae; Streptophyta; Magnoliopsida; Aquifoliales; Aquifoliaceae.
AUGGAACGUAUAGAUGUGGCAGCUCCAUUUUAUGACCUUUUCGACCCAUUUCAAGCUUCUUCUGCUAGUGCAUCAGAUCCGAAAAAUCUAAAUCUACUCUCACCAAGGCCUUUUGCCUUUGAUUCUACUACAAAAGAAGCCAUGCAUGGAUUUCAAAGUGGAGGGCAUUUGAAUUUUAGUUCAGAAAAUUUAAUCCCUACCAUGGAUGAUGAGUCUCACACUCAUCAGCCUUUGAAUUUUCGAGAAUUCAUAUCAAUGAACGUAAAUUCCCCAGAUGAUCAGCUUUCAUGCGUAACUGCAGAGAAUGGGCACAGUAAAGCUGAUCCCAAGCUUAAGAAGACAGUGCAGACCAAAAGGAGUAGCAAUUGUCAGAAGAAAUCCAAUGUAGUUAAAGGGCAGUGGACUCGUGAAGAAGAUAGAGUGUUGGUGAGGUUGGUGGAGGAGUAUGGAGUGAAGAGAUGGUCGCAUAUUGCUCCUAUGCUUCCAGGGAGGGUAGGAAAGCAAUGCAGGGAAAGAUGGCACAACCAUUUAAGGCCAGACAUUAAGAAAGAGACAUGGUCCGAGGAAGAAGACAAAAUACUAAUCGAGGUCCAUAAACAAAUGGGAAACAAAUGGGCAAAAAUUGCACGGAGUUUGCCCGGGAGGACUGAAAACACUAUAAAGAACCACUGGAAUGCUACAUUAAGAAGGCAAUUUUCAUCACCUAAAAGCCACAAUCCAAAGUGUGACACCCUCCUACAAAACUACAUCAAAACCCUGAUUCAAUCUCCUGGUGAAACUGAAAACCCAUGCCCAGAUUCGCCCUCGCGAGAGAUCGAUACCUUGAUCAAUCCACAACUUCAACUUGGGAGCUCCAGUUUCGAGUUUGAGCUCGAGCCUAAACAUCAGCUACUCCAAUCUGAUGAUGAUGAGACUGAUGAGACAAUAAACUUUUCUUUUGGUGCAAAAGUGUUUCCUCAAGGAGGAUAUAGUGUUAAGAGGCCUUUGGAAUUGGAUACUCCGGUGCAGUUUGAUGAGAGGAAAGAGAUGGACUUUUUGGAGAUGCUCACUCAUGGAAUUUUCUGA